This is a messenger RNA of Morus notabilis, 2294 nucleotides long. RefSeq names its product O-fucosyltransferase 29. NCBI's taxonomy places the organism in Eukaryota, Viridiplantae, Streptophyta, Magnoliopsida, Rosales, Moraceae. The record is from RefSeq and is a predicted model, not a curated record. Bases 334 to 1920 code for a protein of 528 amino acids. The transcript has 9 exons.
AAGAGAAGAAGAAGAAGAAGAAGAAGAAGAAGAAGAAGGAUUUGAUUCGGUGGGAGUGUCUCUUUCCUUGCAAUAAUAAUAAUAAUAAUAAUGUCUCAUUUCUUCGUAGGAUCUGUUGUGUGCGUGUGUGUGUCGUCUCAAAACCUCGGCAGUGGCGCAGAGAGUAGAGUGUGGUGAGUAUUGGAUCGAAAUCCCAAAUUGGAAGCAAAGAAAACAGAAGAGAAAAAAAAAAGCGCAGAAAUUUCCAAAACAAGAGAGAGAAGAGAGAUCAGAUUGGGAUGGGAAUAAAUGGAAUUUGUGAGAUUUUGGGGAUGAAUAUUGACGAAUGAUGAAAUGAGGAUGGGAUUGGGAUUGGGAGCAGUGAUGGUAAGCGUGAAUGGGAAGCAGCUGUGGUCGUGGAGGGUUGGGUGCGGAGUAAUGCUGUUCGUGUUGGGUUUGGUCUCGCUCUUCACCGGUCACAUUGCUUCUCAUCUCGAAUACUGGUAUUCUCAUCAUCCCUUCGUCGUCAACCGCUCCUCUCUCUACUCCAAACUGCAUUUCGGAGAUCGUCCUUCCCCCAUUGAUAUUUGGAAGUCCAAAUACUCCAACCAUUUCUACGCUUGCAGUCAGAAAAGCCCUCAUUUUCCUCCGGCUACCCGCGAGCGAUUCUCCAAUGGCUACUUACUGAUUGCGACUAGUGGAGGCCUCAACCAACAACGAACUGGAAUAACUGAUGCUGUAGUCGUUGCUCGAAUUCUUAACGCUACAUUAGUUGUGCCUGAAUUAGAUCAUCAUUCCUUUUGGAAGGACGACAGCAACUUUGUUGACAUUUUUGAUGUCAAUUGGUUCAUUUCUUCCCUCGCAAAGGACAUCACCAUCGUCAAGCGAGUCCCCGACAAAGUCAUGCGUUCCAUGGAUAAACCUCCCUAUACCAUGCGCGUUCCCAGGAAAUCAGCCCCUGAUUACUAUCUUGAUCAAGUCCUGCCAAUACUCUCCAGGAGACGUGUUUUGCAGUUGACAAAGUUUGAUUACAGACUUGCAAAUGACCUUGACGAAGACCUGCAGAAGUUGCGUUGUCGCGUUAAUUACCAUGCUUUAAGAUUUACAAAACCUAUACAAGAGCGUGGUCACAAACUUGUCCUGAGAAUGCGAAAGAUGGCCACUCGUUUCAUUGCGGUUCACUUAAGGUUUGAACCCGAUAUGCUUGCGUUUUCUGGGUGUUAUUAUGGCGGGGGCGAAAAAGAGAGAUACGAACUUGGAGAAAUAAGAAAACGCUGGGCCACAUUACCCGAUUUAAGCCCUGAUGGAGAGCGAAAACGAGGAAAAUGUCCACUCACCCCUCAUGAAGUGGGUUUGAUGCUGCGAGCUCUUGGUUUUGCAAAUGACACAUUUCUCUAUGUUGCUUCUGGUGAAAUAUAUGGCGGGGAAGAAACUUUACGCCCUCUAAGGGAACUCUUUCCGAACUUUUACACUAAGGAAAUGCUUGCAAAUGAAGAGCUUAAACCAUUUCUUCCAUAUUCUUCACGACUAGCUGCCAUUGACUACAUUGUCUGUGAUGAAAGUGAUGUAUUUGUCACUAAUAAUAAUGGAAACAUGGCCAAAAUUCUGGCAGGUCGAAGGAGGUAUAUGGGUCAUAAGAGGACCAUCAGGCCUAAUGCAAAGAGGCUUAGUGCUUUAUUCAUGGCUAGGGAUCAGAUGGAUUGGGAUACUUUCUCGAAAAAGGUAAAAUCAUGCCAGAGAGGAUUCAUGGGUGAACCAGACGAUAUGCGACCUGGGCGGGGUGAAUUUCAUGAAUAUCCACACUCUUGUAUCUGCGAGAAACCAUUUAGGGAUUUGGAGGACAGUGAUCGUGCAGAUAACUCAGAACACAUUGCAAUGGACUUGACAAAGAAAUCUCAAAACAAGUAUAGUGAAGAUGAAGUCAAGGUGAGAAGUGGUUGAUGAUGCCAAAAAAGUGUCAUGGGGUUUCUAAAAGAGACGGUCAGGAGAUUAUUCUUUUUUGGCUCUGCAUAAGGGAUCGUGGAAUGGUGGUUGUUAGAAAAUUAUCUAUAGAUUGAUUGGACAUGGUAGUGACUUGUCGGUUGCACGUUUAGUUUUGCAAUCCUCUAUACGAGCUCAAAAUUUUAUACAAGCUCGACAUUUGAAAGCGGUUUAUUGCUUUUGAUUUAGUUGCUGAACAACAGAAUUGGACCUUGUAAAGGAGAAGGACUUUUACCGAGCUGCAAUUGUCCAUAAGUAGUUUUUUUUUUUUUUUUUUUAAAAAACUAGAUAAAUAGGUGUGUAGGAUGGAAGAAACUCAUCUUGGUGCUUGUAAG